AUGGAUGUCCUGCCAGGAGACUCCUCAGCACAGGUUUCCCACAGGGCCACAGCCUUCUUUGGAUAUCCACCUGCCCUGGUGUGGGGUCCUCCAUGGCGAUCCUCCAUGGUGGACCUCUGCUCCUCCAUGGACCUCCAUGGACGUGGUCAGACUGGAUUCCAAAUAGGAAGCCAGUUCUCUGGGGGUCUUCUACAGAAACAGAAUGCUUCUUUCAGAAAUUCAGCUAACUUGAACAUCAUCCCACCACUGCUGACAAAUGUAGCAAUAACAUCUGCUAAUCCUGCUCACAAUGGCCGUGUGUGCAGCACAUGGGGCAACUUCCACUUCAAGACCUUCGACGGGGACAUAUUCACCUUCCCUGGGCUCUGUAAUUACGUUUUUGCCUCCCACUGCAACGCUCCCUAUGAGGAUUUCAACAUCCAGAUUAGGCGUGAAGUGGUGGCAAACAUUCCGACAAUCAACCGCAUCACCAUGAAACUCGAAGGUGUCGUUGCCGAACUAACAAAAGAUGCUGUCCUGAUCGAUGGCAACAGAGUUCAACUGCCAUAUAGUCAAUCUGGUAUUACAAUAGAGAAGAGCAGCAUUUAUGUGAAAGUUGGCAGCAAAAUCGGUGCUGUGUUAUUGUGGAAUGAAAAGGACAGCAUUCUGCUGGAAUUGAAUGAGAAAUAUGCCAAUCAGACUUGUGGACUUUGUGGUGACUUCAACGGCUUUCCCAUAUACAAUGAGUUCAUUUCAAACAAUAUUAAGAUGACAGCCUUGCAGUUUGGGAACAUGCAGAAAAUGGAUGGGCCAACAGAACACUGUGAAGACUCCACUUCUACCCCAACAUAUAACUGCUCUGAUAAUCUUGAUGACAUAUGCGAGAAAACUUUGACCAGCUCUGCAUUUGCAGAGUGUAAUGACCUAGUUGAUGUUAAAGAUUACAUUAAGACCUGCCAAGAUGACUUGUGCCGCUCUGCAGAAUCUAAAAACAACUCAUGCAUCUGUGACACCUUUGCUGAGUACUCCCGGCAGUGUGCUCAUGCUGGUGGGCAGCCCCUGGACUGGAGAACUUCGAAACUGUGCCCCAAGAAGUGUCCUUACAACAUGCAGUACCAGGAGUGCAACUCCCCCUGUGCUGAUACGUGCACGAAUCCUGAACGAUCUCUGUUUUGUGAAGAACACUGUAUUGAUGGCUGUUUCUGCCCCCCAGGGUCUGUAUUUGAUGACAUCAACAAUUCUGGCUGCAUUCCCCAGCAGGAGUGCUCCUGUAUUUACAAUGGCAAAACCUAUGCUACAGGAGCUUCUUUUUCAGAGCCAUGCCAGACCUGUACCUGUAAUGGAGGCCAGUGGAGCUGCCAAGAUAAGUCCUGCCCAGGAACAUGCUCUGCAGUGGGAGGUUCCCACAUUUCCACAUAUGAUAAGAAGUACUAUGAUCACCACGGAGACUGCACCUAUGUCCUCUCUAAGGACUGUAAAGAUGAGAAAUUUACCAUCCUGGCAGAACUACGCAAGUGUGGCCUAACUGACACUGAGACCUGCCUAAAGUCAGUGACCCUCAACAUGAAUAAAGGACAAACUAUCGUGGAUGUCAAACCUGAUGGGGGUGUGUUUGUGAACUCCAUCUACACCCAGCUGCCCAUGUCAGCAGCUAAUGUCACCAUGUUCAGACCUUCCUCAUUCUUCAUGAUCAUGGACACAAGCUUUGGCGUCCAGGUUGAAGUGCAGUUCACACCCAUGAUGCAAGUGUUUGUGCGUCUGGAUGCUUCUUUCAAAAACCAGACUUGUGGUCUCUGUGGAAAUUUCAAUAACAUCCAAACCGAUGACUUCAAGGUCAUAAGUGGAAUAAUUGAAGGAACAGCAUCAGCGUUUGCCAAUACGUGGAAAACUCAGGCUUCAUGCCCUAAUAUCCAGCAGAGUUUUGAGAAUCCUUGUGCACUCAGCAUUGAUAAUGAAAAAUACGCUCAGCAUUGGUGUGGACUACUCACUGACAGCACAGGACCUUUUGCUGCUUGUCACUAUGCAGUGAAUCCCGCUGUUUACCACACGAACUGCAUGUUUGACACAUGUAACUGUGAAAAUAGUGAGGACUGUCUGUGUGCAGCUCUGUCUGCCUAUGUGAGAGCUUGUGCUGCAAAAGGAAUCCAGCUGCAGGGAUGGAGGACUGAUGUCUGCACAAAAUACACCACCUCAUGUCCCAAAUCCCUGAGCUACAGCUAUACCAUCUCUUCCUGUCAACCCACCUGCCGCUCUCUGAGUGAGCCUGAUGUCACAUGCAACAUUAAGUUUGUACCAGUUGAUGGCUGCACCUGUGUAAAUGGAACCUACAUGGAUGAGAGUGGCAAAUGUGUGCCUGCUAAUGAAUGCCCCUGCUACUACAAAGGAUCUCCUAUAGCAUUUGGAGAAGUGGUCCAUGAAAAUGGGCAUGUAUGCACUUGUGUCCAGGGAAGACUGAAUUGCAUUGGAGCACCAAAUCCAACUUCAGUCUGUGAAUCUCCCAUGGUCUACUUUGACUGUACAAACAACACGGCAGGAACAACUGGAGCAGAAUGUCAAAAAAGUUGCCAGACUCUGGAUAUGCAGUGUUAUACUUCACAAUGUACAUCUGGCUGCAUAUGCCCAGAUGGACUUGUGUUAGAUGGGAAUGGUGGUUGUAUUCCUGAAGAGGACUGUCCAUGUAUUCACAACGAAGCCAUGUAUCAGCCUGGGGAAACAAUCAUCUUUGACUGUAACACCUGUGUAUGCAAGAAUAGGAAGUGGGAAUGUACCAAAGAUCAAUGUCGGGGCACUUGUGCUGUUUAUGGAGAUGGUCAUUAUAAUACCUUUGAUGACAAAAGGUUCAGUUUCAAUGGAAACUGUGAAUACACACUAGUCCAGGACCACUGUGGGAAAAGUGGCACAGUCAAUGGGACCUUCAGGGUUGCCACUGAAAAUGUUCCCUGUGGCAACACUGGGACAACUUGCUCAAAAUCUAUCAAAGUUUUCUUAGAGAGCUAUGAACUGAUCCUUGGUGAAGAGCGUGUCAGCAUCGUAAAGAGAGGACAGAGUGACGAGGUGCCAUACGCAGUCCGCUCUAUGGGGAUGUACCUGGUAAUUGAGACCAAAAGUGGACUGAUCCUCAUGUGGGACAAGAAAACCAGCAUCUUCAUCAAGCUCAGCCCUGGUUUCAAGGGCCAGGUCUGUGGUCUCUGUGGAAAUUAUGAUGGUAACAGCAUCAAUGACUUCACUACAAGGAGUCAAUCUGUAGUAGAGAAUGUCCUAGAGUUUGGAAACAGCUGGAAAGCAUCCUCUACAUGCCCUGAUGCUGCCAGUGUCAAGGACCCAUGUUCUACCAACCCUUAUCGGAAGUCCUGGUCAGAGAAGCAGUGUAGCAUCAUCAACAGCAAUGUCUUUGCUGCCUGUCACUCUCAGGUUGAACCAGCAAAAUAUUACCAAGCAUGUGUGACAGAUGCUUGUGCCUGUGACACUGGAGGAGACUGUGAUUGCUUUUGUACAGCAGUAGCUGCCUAUGCUCAAGCAUGUAGUGAAGCUGGUAUAUGCAUAGCCUGGAGAAGCCCAACAAUUUGUCCACUGUUCUGUGAUUACUACAAUCAGCAAGGGGAAUGUGAAUGGCACUAUAAGCCUUGUGGCGCUUCCUGUAUGAAGACCUGUAAGAACCCAAGUGGAAAAUGCCUCAAUGACCUGCCAGGUUUAGAAGGUUGCUACCCUAACUGCCCACCAGACAAGCCAUAUUUUCAUGAGGAUCAGAUGAAGUGUGUUAGUCUCUGUGACUGUUAUGAUGAUGAAGAUGGAAAGAUAUAUAAACGGGAUGAAUGUAAUAUAUGUGAAUGCACAUCAGAAGGUUUACAGUGCAAAUUUGAUGAUAAAGCCUGCAACUGCAUUUAUGAAGGGAAUAGCUAUAAAUAUGGUGAACUCAUCUACAACACCACAGAUGGAACUGGAUGGUGCUUCAGUGCAACAUGUGAUGUCAAUGGAACAAUAAGCAGAAACAUCUUUAAAUGUGGCAUUUUUACAACAACCCCAUUUACAUUUUCCACAAGUCAGCCCACAACUACUGCUUCAGAAAUGACAAUUGCAACACCAGUGACAACUGUAUGUGUGAAAAAUGUCUGUGUGUGGUCAGAAUGGUAUGAUUCCACUCAGCCUGAAAACAAAGAGGACAGUGGAGAUUAUGAAACAUAUCAAAAUCUCAAGGAUAAAGGAUAUAGUGUGUGUACAAACCCAAGCGAUGUUCAAUGCAGAGCCAAAGAAUACCCAGAUAGUGAAAUUACCAACCUUAACCAAACAAUAGAGUGUAGUCAAAGCAGAGGAUUAAUAUGCAAUAACCAGGACCAAGAAUUUAAGCAGUGCUAUAAUUAUGAAAUCAGAAUAUCAUGCUGCAGAUACAUACCAUGUUCAGAAACACAAACUACAACACCAACAACCACAAGAGAAUUCACAACCAUUGCUGUAGAAUCAACACCAUUUAUAGUACAGACAACAAUAAUACCAACAACACAAAACCAAGAAAGUGAAGUAACUACAACACCACUGAGAGACGGAGAAAGAACAACAACUCUGACCGAAACACCAGUAACAGCAACAACAUCACAAGUCUCAACAAAAGGUUACCAAAUCACAACAAGUAUAGCAGAAACCUCCACUGCAGUAACCCAAGCUCCAUCAUCACCCAAUACCAUCUCCACUCUCCCAGAAUCAACACUAGAAACAACACUGGGCACAACGAUAAUCUCCAGUACUACUGCCCUGCCAACACAAGGCAUGACUGUCACUACACCGAGACCAAGAGUGCCUACCCAAGCUACCACCAGUGCCAGCACCUCCACAACCACCAGGGAAAGCACCAUUACAUCUACAGAAGAAACUCUUCCAACUGUAUUAUCAACUGUUGCUAUUCAAACAACAUCAACUAUUACAGCCCCCACCCUGGAAAUAAAAUUAAGAACCACCGCAGGCACCAUGGCUGCCCCCAGCACCACGGCCUCAGCCAGAGAGGGCACAACCCCCAACACUACCACCAUCAGCACCUCUUCCCCUCAGACUGAAGGCACUACCACCAUCACCCCACCCGUAACAACAGUGCCCACUCCUGCCACCAGCACUGCCAGCACCUCCAGGACAACUGAAGGAAGUACCACAAGAGAUUCAGCCACCUCUGCUCCAAGAGAAAAAUCCACAGUGGCAACCCAGGCUUCAACAUCUCCCACAGCUCCCUCUGAAGUUAAAAUAAGAACCACCACAGGCACCACGGCUGGCCCCAGUACCACGGCCUCAGCCAGAGAGCGCACAACCAUCAUCACUACCACCACCAGCACUUCUCCCUCUCAGACUGAAGGCACUACCACCAUCACCCCACCCACAAGAACAGUGUCCAGCCAAGCCAUCAGUACCGCAAGCACCUACACAACCACCAGUGAAAGCAGCAAAAUAUCUACAGAAAAAACUCUCCCAACUGCAUUAUCCACUGUUGCUAUUCAGACAACUUCAACUAUUACUGCAUCUUCCCCUGAAGUAAAAUUAAGAACCACCGCAGGCAUCACGGCCAGCCCCAGUACCACCAUCUCAGCCAGAGUGCACACAACCCCCAACGCUACCACCACCAGCACCUCUCCUCCUCAGACUGAAGGCACUACCACCAUCACCCCACCCACAUCAACAGUGCCCACGCCAGCCACCACCACUAUACGCAUCUCCAAUACCACAGACAACUGUGUGGUGGAGCACUGUGCCUGGACACAGUGGUUUAAUGUGGACUCCCCUACUCCAGGCAGCGAAAAUGGAGAUUUAGAGACAUUUGAAAACAUCCGAGCUGCUGGGCAUGAGUUGUGUGACAAGCCACAAGACAUCAAGUGCCGAGCUAAAGACUACCCUGACAGAAUUGUGAAAAUAAUGGGACAGAUAUUUGACUGCAGUCUUGACAGGGGGCUUGUGUGCCGAAAUAAGGAUCAGACUCUCAAGUACCCCACAUGCUUUGACUAUGAGGUCUCAGUGCUGUGCUGUGCCCAAAACCACUGCCAGACAACAGUACCACUACCAGGAACCACUGUAAGAACCUCCACAACAUACUUCCCAGCAGAAACAACCACAACAGCAACACAACCUGCAGCAACACCUGCUGUCCCCACACUUCCACAGCAAGAAAUAACAACCACCGUAGGAACAAGUACCCUCUCAACACAAGGAACGACCAUUGUCACCCCAGGAUACACAGAGACUAUAAAAAUAAAAACCACCAUUGACACUACAGCUGCCCCCAGCACCACGGCCUCAGCCAGAGAGGGCACAACCCCCAACACUACCACCAUCAGCACCUCUUCCCCUCAGACUGAAGGCACUACCACCAUCACCCCACCCAUAACAACAGUGCCCACUCCUGCCACCAGCACUGCCAACACCUCCAGGACAACUGAAGGAAGUACCACAAGAGAUUCAGCCACCUCUGCUCCAAGAGAAAAAUCCACAGUGGCAACCCAGGCUGCAACAUCUCCCACAGCUCCCUCUGAAGUUAAAAUAAGAACCACCACAGGCACCACGGCCGGCCCCAGUACCACAGCCUCAGCCAGAGAGCGCACAACCAUCAUCACUACCACCACCAGCACCUCUCCCUCUCAGACUGAAGGCACUACCACCAUCACCCCACCCACAAGAACAGUGUCCAGCCAAGCCAUCAGUACCGCAAGCACCUACACAACCACCAGUGAAAGCAGCAAAAUAUCUACAGAAAAAACUCUCCCAACUGCAUUAUCCACUGUUGCUAUUCAGACAACUUCAACUAUUACUGCAUCUUCCCCUGAAGUAAAAUUAAGAACCACCGCAGGCAUCACGGCCAGCCCCAGUACCACCAUCUCAGCCAGAGUGCACACAACCCCCAACGCUACCACCACCAGCACCUCUCCUCCUCAGACUGAAGGCACUACCACCAUCACCCCACCCACAUCAACAGUGCCCACGCCAGCCACCACCACUAUACGCAUCUCCAAUACCACAGACAACUGUGUGGUGGAGCACUGUGCCUGGACACAGUGGUUUAAUGUGGACUCCCCUACUCCAGGCAGCGAAAAUGGAGAUUUAGAGACAUUUGAAAACAUCCGAGCUGCUGGGCAUGAGUUGUGUGACAAGCCACAAGACAUCAAGUGCCGAGCUAAAGACUACCCUGACAGAAUUGUGAAAAUAAUGGGACAGAUAUUUGACUGCAGUCUUGACAGGGGGCUUGUGUGCCGAAAUAAGGAUCAGACUCUCAAGUACCCCACAUGCUUUGACUAUGAGGUCUCAGUGCUGUGCUGUGCCCAAAACCACUGCCAGACAACAGUACCACUACCAGGAACCACUGUAAGAACCUCCACAACAUACUUCCCAGCAGAAACAACCACAACAGCAACACAACCUGCAGCAACACCUGCUGUCCCCACACUUCCACAGCAAGAAAUAACAACCACCAUAGGAACAAGUACCCUCUCAACACAAGGAACGACCAUUGUCACCCCAGGAUACACAGAGACUAUAAAAAUAAAAACCACCAUUGACACUACAGCUGCCCCCAGCACCACGGCCUCAGCCAGAGAGGGCGCAACCCCCAACACUACCACCAUCAGCACCUCUUCCCCUCAGACUGAAGGCACUACCACCAUCACCCCACCCAUAACAACAGUGCCCACUCCUGCCACCAGCACUGCCAGCACCUCCAGGACAACUGCAGGAGGCAUCACAAGAACCUCUGCCUCCUCUGCUCCAGGAGAAACCUCCACAGUGGCAACCCAGGCUGCAACAUCGCCCACAGCUCCCUCUGAAGUUAAAAUAAGAACCACCAUAGGCACCACGGCCAGCCCCAGCACCACAGCCUCAACCAGAGAGGGUACAACUCCCAUUGCUACCACCACUAGCACUUCCUCCACUUCACCUGAAAUAAGAUUAAUAACCACUUCUGGCCCCUCAGCUGUGCUCACUACCACUCUUCCUCAGUCUGGAAGUACCACAGGUAAAUUCUUAUAA
Molecule: messenger RNA, 7968 nt
Organism: Vidua macroura (Pin-tailed whydah)
Lineage: Eukaryota; Metazoa; Chordata; Aves; Passeriformes; Viduidae
Product: mucin-2-like
Exons: 32
Coding region: 1-7968 (2655 amino acids)
Cellular component (GO): extracellular matrix
Molecular function (GO): protein binding
Source: RefSeq, a predicted model, not a curated record